GCUCACGUAUUGGCGGCCGUCAUUUUGUGGACGCUUUGUCCAGUCUCUCUUGAAGGGUCUCUAUGUGAAAAUCAAUGACGGCUAAAACGUAUGGCGUAGCCGUUCUCAGGUUUCCAAUUUAAAUAGUUCAGUUAGAAAGAACAGACCUAUGGAGAAGGUCUGCAGUCAUAAAGAGAGAGAGAGAGAGAGACCUAUGAAAAACAUGCGAAGAGGUUAGGAAACUUAUGCGCUUGUACUAUUAAUGAGUUGAGAAAAUUUAAAGAGAGAAAAAACGAGAAUGUUAGAUAUGAUGCUACUUUGAGACAUAUUACGCCUGUCUGUGUACGAUACAGUGGGAAAAAAUCUUUGGAAUUAGUUGAGAUAACCUCUUUGCACAUGUAAGAAGGUUAAGAACCCCAAGAUCUCAUAUUUGCUCCUGAAAUUAAUACCUCUUAAAUCUAAAAAAAAAAGAGAAAUAUAUAUUUAUUUUUUUCUCUCGAAUUUAUGGAUGUGAUACAUGUGUUAAGAAAAAAGAUAUAUAUUUUGAGAUUUCAGGUGAAUAUACGUUGCAAAUGGCAAUGUGUCGCAGGUUGUGCCAGCCUCUGUGGUCCUGGAGCUACAAGUAUCAGAAAAGAACAUUUUGUGUGAAAUUAAACAAUGAAAUAUUGGAGUCUAACACUGAAGAGGCACAAUUGAAAUCAAGCUUUAGGAAAUAUAAGACAGUUUCCGUAAAAUAUAUCAGCCAAAAAUGUUCAGACUUGUACGACAAAAUUAUGAAGGAAGACCUGUCGAGCAAGGAUUGGCAAGACAUACGCGAGGGCAUCCUUCAGAAUCCUCCGGUGACAGCCACGACGAUCGACAGCGUCAUCAUGGACUUAUGCCUCCUUGAAUCGCGCAUAGACAAAGCAAUACAAUACUUCCAGUUUCUCAAAGAGCACGAUUACCCACUGAACGUGGCGAUCAUCGGCAAGUAUCUGCAACUCUUCGUCCUGAAGCGCGACCAGCUGACGGACGCGGAAAAGCGGGAGAUCGUAGCCAUCUGCGACGGCCUGAUGGAGAAGUAUCCGUGCCUGGACGCGACCACGGCCGAGCGCUGCAUUUACAGUCUGUGCCUGACAGACCAAUGGGAAAAAUCGUACAAGCUAAUAGAUAUGAUAAAGCUUACCACGACGCUAAAAGAGUACGUGUACUCCACGUUGGCUGCUGCAGCUUUCGAACACAAUAAGCCCAACAUCGGCUGGGACGCGAUGCAGAAGAUCAGCAUUCGUGAUUGGGCAGCACAGAAUACACACAUGUACACGUCGUAUCUGCAAUACUGCGAGCGUGGUGGUUCGAAGCUGUUCGACAGCAGGCUCGAGAAGAUGUUCACCUUUUGGGCGGACACCGGACUACAGCCGCGUAGUAAAAUAUUAAACACGUACGCUAAAGUCGCCGGCGAGCACGGCUGGUCUGCGCUGCCUACGGAUAUUACAAAAUCGGGACAAUGCAAAACAUGUUCUCAUCAGCUGACUGACGUGUCGUUCAGUCGGGAGACCUUCCAGAAACUAGCGAAUACCUUUAUGGAGAGAGUAAUUGUAGGAUCGGAUAUCUAUCAUAAGUCCCAUCCGCAGGAGCUGCGUAAGUUUACGAAGUUCGUUGCGAAGACGAAGCCUUAUGAUGUGGUGAUCGACGGGCUCAAUAUAACGUAUGCCAUAUCUAAAGAUGUCCCGAAAUCAAAAAUGUUAAUCAAAGUGGUCGAGUACUUCGUUAAACGCAAGAAGAAGGUGCUUGUGUUGACCCGCAAACAUCAGAAGAAACUGCCCGCUUUGAAAUAUAUACAACAGAAUGCGUUUGUCUUCUGCACUGACAAUUUGUCCAAUGAUGAUCCAUAUCUACUGUAUGCGACUUUGGCGAGUGGAGAGAAGGCGAUGUUCAUAUCAUCGGAUCUGAUGCGUCAGCACAAACAUCUUCUGGAUGAUAAGCACUUGCAACAGGUGUUCAAGAAGUGGCAGUGUUCGCAUCAAUGUUUUGUAAAAAUGAGUGGAAUGAAGUUUCGAGUUGUACCACCGUUCAACUUUAUACCGCAUGCCCAGAAGAACUCCAAUUUCUGGCAUAUUUCGUGCAUUAACGACAAUCUCGCAGACGUAUACGAGUUUCCCGACAAAUGGUACUGUUUCCAUAAAAACAAAAGCAAAAACUAAUAAAGUCGAUAUUAAAAUUAUA
Odontomachus brunneus is the source of this 2181-nucleotide messenger RNA. It is a transcript of the gene mldr, whose product is annotated as mitochondrial ribonuclease P catalytic subunit. Gene Ontology annotation, molecular function: protein binding; ribonuclease P activity. The transcript is spliced from 5 exons. Gene Ontology annotation, biological process: mitochondrial tRNA 5'-end processing; tRNA 5'-leader removal. Gene Ontology annotation, cellular component: mitochondrion; mitochondrial ribonuclease P complex. Lineage: Eukaryota; Metazoa; Arthropoda; Insecta; Hymenoptera; Formicidae. The coding region runs from base 552 to 2159 and encodes 535 amino acids. The record is from RefSeq and is a predicted model, not a curated record.